Molecule: messenger RNA, 526 nt
Organism: Capsella rubella
Lineage: Eukaryota; Viridiplantae; Streptophyta; Magnoliopsida; Brassicales; Brassicaceae
Exons: 2
Coding region: 42-290 (82 amino acids)
Source: RefSeq, a predicted model, not a curated record
UAAAGAAGAGGAUAAUCAAAAGACACAUAGCGGGUGAAACGAUGUCGUUUAGGAAAGUGGAGAAGAAACCAACCGAAAUGGGCCGACACAUGACCCACGAGAAGUCGAACUCUGAUUCGUACAAAGAAGGAGCUCCCAUGAUGGCUCCAGGUUACACUGAAAUGGUUAGCCGCAGCGACGAGUCUGACUGGGACGAUCUUGUUGACUCUGGCAAAACCCGUGCUAGCCUCACCGCCAUGGAAACUGCUCCUAUCAAUCGUUUCAGCCGCAAGAAUUUCUCUAAUUACUAAGCAUGCAUGUAAGAGAGAUGGCUUGACAACGUAAAAGUGAAAAAUGAAGACAUGCUCAUUAGGUGAAGGCUCAUAUGAAUUAGUAUGUAUUAUGUCUGAAUGUAAUGAAUAAGAAUAUAAGAAUUAAUCCAAGGAUGAUGGAUGCCUCAUGAACGAACAUAUCGGUGAUGACAAUCUCAUUGGUAUUAUGCGGUUUAUAUACAAAGUAACUAUGGAAUGAUAAUGUUACUUAAUUA